Molecule: messenger RNA, 1576 nt
Organism: Camelus dromedarius (Arabian camel)
Lineage: Eukaryota; Metazoa; Chordata; Mammalia; Artiodactyla; Camelidae
Gene: PPIF
Product: peptidylprolyl isomerase F
Exons: 6
Coding region: 91-714 (207 amino acids)
Biological process (GO): protein peptidyl-prolyl isomerization; protein folding; cellular response to hydrogen peroxide
Cellular component (GO): mitochondrion
Molecular function (GO): peptidyl-prolyl cis-trans isomerase activity
Source: RefSeq, a predicted model, not a curated record
GCCCCUGACUCGGCCCUCUGGGCGCGCGUGACCGUCGCUGCCGUCCUCUCCGCUCGACCCACCGCUCUCCCGCUGGGACCCGGGCCCACGAUGCUGGCGCUGCGCUGCAGCCCUCGCCUGUUUGGCCGGCUCCCCGGCCUGAGCUCCGUGCCACUGCGCCUCCCCGCGGCCCGCGCCUGCAGUGGCGGCAGCAGCGCCCGCGACCCGUCCUCUUCCUCCGAGAACCCGCUAGUGUACCUGGACGUGGGCGCCGACGGGCAGCCGCUCGGCCGCGUGGUGCUGGAGCUGAAGGCAGAUGUCGUCCCAAAGACCGCAGAGAACUUCAGAGCCCUGUGCACCGGGGAGAAGGGCUUCGGCUACAAGGGCUCCACCUUUCACAGAGUGAUUCCGUCCUUCAUGUGCCAGGCUGGCGACUUCACCAACCACAAUGGCACAGGGGGGAAGUCCAUCUAUGGAAGCCGCUUUCCUGACGAGAACUUCAAACUGAAGCACGUGGGACCAGGUGUCCUGUCCAUGGCAAAUGCAGGCCCCAACACCAACGGCUCCCAGUUCUUCAUCUGCACCAUAAAGACAGACUGGCUGGAUGGCAAACAUGUUGUGUUUGGCCACGUCAAAGAAGGCAUGGAUGUCGUGAAGAAAAUAGAAUCUUUCGGCUCCAAGAGUGGGAAGACAUCCAAGAAGAUUGUCAUCACAGACUGCGGCCAGUUGAGCUAACCCGCUGUGGCCAGGGCACUAGGCCGGUGGCAGCUGCUGCACUUGAGCUGAUUCACUCAGACGGCUGCCUCGGGCUCCCAGCUCAGGGACCCCUGGAAGUUGCCUGUGCUCACCCCACCGUCUCAGGAAUAUGGGACCUCACAGGACCCACCAGGCUGCUUCCCCAGUGCCCGCCCUACCCCGCCACCCGUUUCUAGACAUCUGUCAUGGACCCCGUCUCACCACACCUCAUCAGGCAUUGCCUGUGAUCACCCUGCCCAAAUUCACCUGUGCCUUGGACGUCGGAGGUGGUGAUAGGUUAGCUUUCAGGGCAGUUUCUGCCUUUUCUCUGACCGAGGGGGAAAGCUGGUUGCUGGAAAGGGCUGGAAUAUCUGUUUAAUGUCAUCUUCCUAAUUGGAAUAAUUUAACUAAGAAGAGUGCCGAGAGCCAAAGCUGUGACACUAACUACGCCAGGCCGUGGUGAGACCUGAGUCAGUGGCACCAGCCACAGACCCUCAGAGCUUGCCUUUGGAGCACAAUCCGGGUUUUCGUGAAGGUCCCAUGGCCAAGACCUUAUAUCCCAGCCACUGUGAAUCCCGCUGGUUUGCUGCUCUUGUUUGGGGGGAGUCCCUCGGGGUGGAAGCAGCUGACCCUGGGAACAGACCCCCUGCGAGCUGUGCCUCGUCAAUGUGAAUUCCCAAGUUGAAAACAGAAAUGACCUGUAAGUGCCACAUGCCCUGGAAGGAAGUCAAAGUGUAUUUCCCGGUGGGCUUUGAUGUUUCUCUGCUGUGUUUAAUAAAUUAAAUCUACUGAUUAUGUACACUUCUGGAACACUGAUUUGUGUUCACCUUAAAUGUGAAAAUAAACCCUAUUUUCUGUAGAA